Molecule: messenger RNA, 1788 nt
Organism: Lactuca virosa
Lineage: Eukaryota; Viridiplantae; Streptophyta; Magnoliopsida; Asterales; Asteraceae
Source: the annotation of a GenBank genome assembly
AUGGCAUCUCUUGCACCAUCACCAACCACCACCACCACCGGUGGACGGUGCUUCUCCUCCUCCUCCACGUACGCUUCUUCCUUCUCUUUCAAAUCAUCUCAAGUUCCCAUAGCACGAAUCACGAACCAUCGCCAUGCAGUUUCAUGCAAAGGCGCCCUAGAUGAUGAUGACCAUCACCAUGAAAACUCCGGCAAAUUUGAUAGGAGAAACGUCUUAUUAGGUCUCGGAGGUCUUUACGGCGCCGCCGCCACUUUUGGGUCAAACUCAUUGGCGUAUGCAGCUCCGAUUAUGGCACCGGACCUCACAAAAUGUGGUCCGGCUGACUUACCCCAAGGAGCUGUACCUACAAACUGUUGCCCUCCAUACACCACAAAGAUUCUCGAUUUCAAACUUCCACCACCGUCAAACACCUUCCGAGUCCGUCCAGCUGCUCAUUUGGCUAAUAAAGAUUACAUAGCCAAGUUCAAUAAAGCCAUCGAGCUCAUGAAAGCUCUCCCAGAUGACGAUCCUCGUAGUUUCAAGCAACAAGCUGCUGUUCAUUGUGCGUAUUGCGAUGGGGCAUACGAUCAAGCCGGUUUCCCUGAUCUCGAGCUUCAAGUCCAUGCCUCAUGGUUGUUCUUACCUUUCCACCGCUAUUACUUAUACUUCUUCGAGAAAAUUUGCGGCAAAUUAAUCAAUGAUCCAAAUUUCGCAAUCCCUUUUUGGAACUGGGAUGCACCUGAUGGCAUGAAGAUCCCUGAUAUAUACACGAAUAAGAAAUCUCCGUUGUACGAUGCUCUUCGUGAUGCGAAGCAUCAACCACCGUCUUUGAUUGAUCUUGACUACAAUGGUGACGAUGAAAAUCUUAGCCGAUCGAAACAAACCUCCACAAAUCUCACAAUUAUGUAUCGACAAAUGGUGUCUAGCUCCAAGACUGCUAGUCUUUUCAUGGGUAGUCCUUAUCGUGCAGGUGAUGAGGCUAGCCCUGGCGCUGGCUCGCUCGAGGGCAUACCACAUGGCCCGGUUCAUAUCUGGACCGGAGAUAGGAACCAACAAAAUGGUGAAGACAUGGGUAACUUUUAUUCUGCAGCCAGAGACCCUAUUUUCUAUGCACAUCAUGCGAAUAUCGACAGAAUGUGGUCAGUUUGGAAAACUCUAGGAGGAAGAAGGAAUGAUUUUACAGAUAAAGACUGGCUUGAUUCUUCAUUCUUGUUCUACGAUGAGAACGCUGAAAUGGUUCGAGUCAAGGUGAGGGAUUGUCUCGAUUCCAAGAAGCUUGGGUACAUUUAUCAAGAUGUAGAUAUACCAUGGCUAAAAAGCAAACCCGAACCACGUCUGAAAAGGGCUUUGAGCAAGAUCAAGAAGCUCGCUGUAGCUCGAGCCGAUGAACACAUACCCUUUGCAAAAGAUGUUUUUCCGGCGAGUCUUGAUAAGGUGAUAAAAGUGCUGGUUCCAAGGCCGAAGAAAUCCAGGACCAAGAAACAGAAAGAGGAUGAAGAAGAAAUUUUGGUGAUAGAAGGAAUUGAAGUGAAGAGAGAUGAGUUUGCGAAGUUUGAUGUGUUUGUGAACGAUGAAGAUGACGGGAUGAGGGCCACGGCUGAUAAGACGGAGUUCGCCGGAAGUUUUGUUAAUGUCCCUCAUAAGCAUAAGCAUGGGAAGAAUGUGAAGACAAGAUUGAGGUUAGGAAUAAGUGAGCUUUUGGAGGAUUUGGGAGCUGAAGAUGAUGACAACGUGUUGGUGACAUUGGUGCCGAAAAACAAAGGUGGUGAAGUUUCCAUUAAAGGGAUUAAAAUCGAGCAUGAGGAUUGA